Molecule: messenger RNA, 5297 nt
Organism: Pararge aegeria (speckled wood butterfly)
Lineage: Eukaryota; Metazoa; Arthropoda; Insecta; Lepidoptera; Nymphalidae
Product: 5-oxoprolinase
Exons: 29
Coding region: 325-4200 (1291 amino acids)
Biological process (GO): glutathione metabolic process
Cellular component (GO): cytosol
Molecular function (GO): 5-oxoprolinase (ATP-hydrolyzing) activity
Source: RefSeq, a predicted model, not a curated record
CUUUUACCCAUCUACCGCGGCAUAGUGUAAAAGUGUUCGCAGUUGCGCUCUUAUUGAUUUUUGUCUCCUUGGAUUAAGAUAGUUCUGUGAUUUUGGUCUUCUAGGUUUACAUCCUCGGAUUUUAAGUUUAAAAAAAAUUGAUCUAAAUUCAACCUUACUUGGUGAAGAUUAGGUUGAUUGUACUUUUUAGUACAUUGUUAUCAUACAGGCGAUAAGAAAUUUGACAACUUUAGAUAACCUAAAUCGAAAAUCUAAGAGUUACGAAUAUUUCCCAGUUUGGUUUGGUGUUUCAUGAACAAGUUAUUUGUAUAAGCAAAGGUGGAAAUGGAUCAGAAGGGUUUCCAGUUUGCAAUCGAUAGAGGGGGCACUUUUACAGAUGUUUUUGCCACUUGUCCCGAUGGCAAAAUACGGGUAAUGAAAUUACUAUCAGUGGAUCCACAGAACUAUGAUGAUGCUCCAAGGGAAGCAAUACGCAGGAUUUUACAAGAGGAAACUGGGAAUGCCUUAGAUGAAGAUGGCAAAGUCAAUUCAUCGCUUAUAGAGUCAAUCCGCAUGGGCACUACAGUUGCAACAAAUGCUCUACUUGAAAGGAAGGGUGCUAAAAUGGCACUUGUUAUCAAUAAAGGCUUCAAAGAUCUUCUGCAUAUUGGAAAUCAGGCCAGACCUAACAUUUUCCAACUGAACAUAAAACGUCCUGACGUGUUAUAUAAAGAGGUGGUGGAAGUAGACUGCCGCGUCAUACCUGGGCUGGAUCAUUGUCAGAUCGACAAGUCCAAAUUAAAAUGGAAAGAAACUUACGGCACUACUGGUCAAAAGAUUCUAGUUGUUAAAGAUGUUGAUGAGGAAGCGGUGCGGAAAGAUUUAAAAGCAUUGAGGGAGAAAGGGAUAGACAGUAUCGCGGUGGUUCUUGCUCAUAGUUAUACUUACAGAGAUCAUGAAUUUAAAAUUGGAAAGAUUGCUAAGGAGUUAGGUUUUAACCAAGUAUCUCUGUCCCAUUCGGUCACAUCCAUGGUGAGAAUGGUUCCGCGAGGGUUCACAGCGUCGGCUGAUGCAUAUUUGACACCACAUAUUAAGGAGUAUGUCAAAGGAUUCUCAGAGGGUUUCACCGAUGGUUUAAAGUACUCCAAUGUACUGUUCAUGCAGUCUGAUGGAGGAUUGACUCCAAUGAAUUUAUUCAACGGAUCACGCGCGAUACUGUCGGGCCCUGCUGGAGGAGUAGUUGGUUAUGCUCUCACUUCCUAUGAAAAGGAGACUGGAUUACCUGUUAUAGGAUUCGAUAUGGGUGGCACCUCAACUGAUGUGUCAAGAUAUGCUGGAGCUUUAGAGCACGUUCACGAGGCGACCACUGCUGGAGUUACCAUACAAGCGCCACAGCUGGAUAUAAAUACAGUAGCGGCCGGCGGUGGUUCUAUGCUAAUGUUCCGUUCAGGCCUCUUCGUAGCUGGGCCGGAGUCUGCGGGGGCGGAGCCCGGGCCCGCUUGUUAUAGGAAAGGAGGCCCUCUUACCGUUACCGAUGCGAAUUUGUUAUUAGGACGCCUCAUACCAGAAUAUUUCCCAAACAUAUUUGGGCCAAAUGAAAACGAGGGGCUGGAUUUGAAUGCAACGAUCAGCGCCUUCAAGAUAUUAACUGAUCAAAUAAAUACCUUCUUGAAACAAAGUGACGGAAAAACGAUGACGAUGGAAGAGGUUGCAAUGGGCUUCAUUAAUGUUGCCAACGAAACUAUGUGUCGUCCAAUAAGGGCGUUAACAACAGCUCGUGGGUACGAUGCCCGCACACAUGCCCUGGCUUGUUUCGGAGGUGCGGGCGGUCAGCAUGCCUGCCAAGUGGCUGAGCGACUAGGUAUCGGAACUGUGUUCGUGCAUAAGUACGCUGGCAUACUCUCGGCUUACGGCAUCGCUCUGGCAGAUGUGGUACAAGAAACACAAGAGCCUUGCGCUUUGGUGUAUUGCCGGAAUAGUUUCGCCGAAAUCGACAUGAGAUUCAACGCGCUAUCUGCAAUCUGUAAAGACAAAUUAAAAAGUCAGGGUUUCAUGGAGUCACAAAUAGUGCUAGAACCGUAUCUUCACCUGCGUUAUGCGGGCACUGAUUGCUCACUAAUGGUGGCACCAUCGUUUGAAGAUUCUGCUCACUCUACACGGCAUGGCGACUAUUACACUGCUUUUGUCAAUAGGUACAAAAAUGAAUUUGGCUUUACACUCGCCGAGCGUGACGUUUUAGUAGACGAUGUGAGGAUUCGAGGCAUCGGUACGAGUGACGCAACAGAAUAUUUCGCACCACAGAGUGGUAAAGGGAUAGAACCACCCGUAGAAAAGAUCGUCCAAGUAUACUUCGAGGGUGGUUACCAAGACACCGCUAUAUAUUUGUUGGAGAAACUGCAUCCUGAACAAGAGAUUCCCGGCCCCGCUAUAAUAAUGGAUAGCCUUUCCACUAUACUGGUUGAACCAGGCAGUCAUGCUGACAUAACAAAAUUCGGUGACAUCCGUAUAACUGUGGGCGCAAGUCAAUCGAAGACUGUAACAGCUGAAUUGGAUUCAGUGCAGCUGAGCAUUUUCUCACAUAGAUUUAUGUCUAUUGCAGAGCAAAUGGGCAGGGUAUUACAACGCACAUCAAUAUCUGUGAACAUCAAGGAGCGCCUGGACUUCUCUUGCGCUUUGUUCGGACCAGAUGGUGGACUUGUAUCUAACGCUCCGCAUAUUCCCGUUCAUUUGGGCGCUAUGCAGGAAACUGUCCAGUACCAGAUGAAAGUGAGAGGAGACUCCUUGAAACCCGGUGAUGUGCUACUGGCAAAUCAUCCUAAAGCAGGUGGCUCGCAUCUUCCCGAUUUAACCGUCAUAACGCCGGUGUUUCACAAAUCUAGCAAUCUGCCGAUAUUCUUUGUGGCAUCCCGCGGUCAUCAUGCUGAUAUAGGCGGUCUGACUCCCGGUUCAAUGCCGCCGCAUUCUACCAGCCUUGCGCAAGAGGGCGCUGCUUUUAAAUCUAUGCUACUCGUUGAUGGUGGACUGUUAAAUGAAGAACUUCUUGUACAAGAACUGAUGAAGCCGGGUGAAGUGGAAGGUUGUUCCGGCACGAGGAACCUAUCUGACAACUUGUCUGAUCUGAAAGCACAAGUCGCAGCGAACCAACGGGGUAUCCAACUCGUCAAUGAACUGAUAAAUCAAUAUGGUUUAGACGUCGUACAAGGAUAUAUGGCGCAUAUUCAGCAGAACGCAGAGUUAGCAGUCAGGGACAUGUUGAAGGAAAUUGCCAAGAAUACAAUAGCCAAAACUGGUUCAACAGUUUUAGAAGCUACCGAGUAUUUGGACAGUGGUACCCCAAUUACUCUUACGAUUACCCUGGACAAAGACCUGGGCAGUGCCGUUUGUGAUUUCACACGUACAGGCAUAGAGGUUUGGGGUAAUUUGAACGCCCCGCGUGCGAUCACUCUAUCAGCAUUGAUAUAUUGUCUAAGAUGCAUGGUGGGACACGACGUACCUUUGAACCAGGGCUGUCUAAACCCUGUGAAGGUAAUAAUUCCAGUCGGUUCUAUAUUGGAUCCUUCCGAAGAUGCCGCUGUAGUGGGAGGAAAUGUUCUAACAUCGCAACGCAUUGUUGACGUUGUUUUCAAAGCUUUCCAGGUAUGCGCCGCAUCCCAAGGUUGCAUGAACAAUCUGACUUUAGGUGAAACCAGCUGGGGAUACUAUGAAACUGUGGCCGGAGGUAGUGGAGCUGGUCCCGGCUGGCACGGGACUGGCGGUGUGCACACGCAUAUGACCAACACACGCAUUACUGAUGUCGAGAUAGUGGAGAUCAGAUACCCCAUACUAGUGACCCAUUUCUCCCUUCGAGAGGGAUCCGGUGGAAGAGGUCAAUGGAAUGGUGGUGAUGGCGUGACACGCGAAUUAGUGUUUAGAAGAACGGUGCAGCUCUCCGUACUGACGGAGCGAAGAGCCUUCCAGCCUUAUGGGAUGAAUGGAGGUGAGCCAGGGGCAAGAGGUUUGAAUUUACUGGAGCGUGUCAACGGGAGGGUUAUCAACCUCGGAGGGAAGGCUUCUGUUGUAGCUUAUCCUGGGGAUAAAUACAUAAUGAAUUCACCCGGCGGAGGAGGUUAUGGACGUCCAUCAGACGUAAAUGAACCUAGCAAGCAGACUGAGAAACUGUACAGCGAGUUUUUGGAGAGGGGAAGCGUUUACGAAUACAGGAGUGCCCAGGAAUCUGUGUAAUUUGAUGGAAAUGGUAUUUACAUAUUUGAUCGGUAUUCUUAUAGAAGUAGAUUCCGUAAAGUGCAUUUUUAGCUUUUUGGUAGUCAUAUUUACAUUAUAAUCGCAAAAAUUCCUUAAUCUAAUUUGAUUAUAUUUUGUAGGUUCUGAUAGAACCUACAAAAUAUUAUCAGUUUAUUGAUUAGCGUUAUCUUUAAAUAUCAUAUAAUAUAAAUAGAUAAUUUCAGUGUUCGAUAACUUGUUAUAUAACUGAAGGAACGUGUCUCUGGCAGGUAGUAAUUAUAUGGACGUCGUAACUUUGAGGUGGCUUUACUAUAAAAAAAUAGUAACAAUUUUGUGCUUAAUUUAAUGUGAAAGAUAUAAGAGAAUUAUUUAUGAAUUCAUACUGUGCUGUUACAAGGUUUAUCUCCACCUCUUUUAAUCACUGUUUUAUAUCACCGAAGACAGAAGUCCAGCAUUCAGUGUCCAGAUUAUAUAUUCUCAACUAAUACUGAAUCUCUGUAUACAUCUACAAUAUUCACAAGUAAUAUUAUAUCACAUCACAUCAUUAUAUAUAAUAUCACAAGUAGUUUAAACAAAGUACAAAGUUCACAGAUAAAUGUAUGACAAUAGUUAUUUAGUCUGAGAUUCAUUUAGCUUUUACUUGGUUUCCCAAAGUUAGUAUUAAGCGAAGACAGUUUUUGCCACGUUUUAACUUUUUUUUGAGAAUAAAGCAAGGCUUAUGUAAUAAAGUAAGACGUACUUUGUACUGAAGGUAAAGCACGCUUUGUAGAAGUCAACUUUAGUGCCAUGGUCUUACAGUGUGGCAACUUAGUGAAUAUAUUUAUUACAAUAUUAUGUAUUAUAAUAUUAUGCAUAUUAAGAAAUAGUUAUUAAUGAUUACAAAUGCGUAUGAUUUUAAAGCCCGACCCAUAGGGUUUAAGAGCUUUAAGAUUUAUUUUAUCAUUUCGCAGAAAUAAAAGGCUGUGUUUAAAUCAUUCUACGUUUUUGUCAAUACAUUUAAUAUUAUUUUAUAUACAACUCGAAACUAAGUAACCACCUCUCCGAAUAUUCUUUUUUAUAAACUUUAUUGUAUAAGAAAAAAUACAAUGUACUAAAGG